This is a messenger RNA of Ilex paraguariensis (yerba mate), 552 nucleotides long. Lineage: Eukaryota; Viridiplantae; Streptophyta; Magnoliopsida; Aquifoliales; Aquifoliaceae. The record is from the annotation of a GenBank genome assembly.
AUGGACCAAAGUUGCGUAGAUGAGAGCACAACAAGUGACUCUAUAUCAAUUGCUCCGACCUCGGCAUCGAAUUUACCGGUGAUAAAGUCGUCGGAAAGUCUCUGCCGAGUCGGAAGUGGCUCGAGUGUGGUGUUUGAUUAUGAGGGUGGUGUGGAGGCCGAAUCUCGAAAGCUCCCAUCAUCGAGAUUCAAAGGUGUAGUCCCUCAGCCUAAUGGCCGAUGGGGUGCUCAAAUCUAUGAAAAGCACCAAAGAGUUUGGUUGGGUACUUUCAAUGAAGAAGAUGAAGCAGCUAGGGCUUAUGAUAUUGCUGCUCAACGCUUUCGCGGCCGUGACGCUGUUACAAAUUUCAAACCGUUAUCUGAGACUGAAACUGAUGACACUACAACAGCCUUUUUGAAUUCUCAUUCGAAAGCUGAAAUAGUUGAUAUGCUUCGAAAACACACAUACAAUGAUGAGCUCGAGCAAAGCAGAAGAAACUAUAGCUUCAAUGGCAAUGGGAGAGGACUUGUAAAAAUGGCUUCAUCAGCUCAACCGGGUCAGACCGGGGUCUGA